ACAGCAGCAGGCAGAAAUACUUUAAGGAAUCUCAUCGGUCAAUUUGGCAACCGCAUAGAGCCAUCACUGAGAUACAAAGAGCUUUCCAGCUAAUUGCUGAAAAGCACAGACAAAGAAUCGUCACAAUAAUACAGUUCUGGGAUGUAGAGACCUGCAUAAGUCCAAAUUUUGAAGCCCAGCCCGGCCCGGACUUUACAGCAAAUUUCAUAAGUUACGGGACGCCUGGUAAAAUUUUUGCCGAGAAGUUGCCGGGUUCUA
Molecule: messenger RNA, 258 nt
Organism: Funneliformis mosseae
Lineage: Eukaryota; Fungi; Glomeromycota; Glomeromycetes; Glomerales; Glomeraceae
Source: the annotation of a GenBank genome assembly